CGUCAAAGGAAAACAAAAGGAGGCCGACGGUACUGUUGCGUAUACAAGUGCCACAACUACGUCGGGAUGAGGGAGGAUAUAUCCUUCUACGUUUUCCCAUCUAAACCCUACGAACAAGAACGGAGGCGGCGUUGGAUCCAAGCAGUCAGGCGAGCGGAUGAAGACGGUCAGCCGUGGCAGCCAGGACCAAACAGCAGAAUCUGCAGUCGGCAUUUCGUCGGAAACAAAAUGAGCAAUAUCAUGCACCAUCCGGCAUAUGUACCAACCAUUUUCCCUUCGGAAUACCACCGCCAAGCCCCUUCUGAUGCCAGCGCACCAAGCGAACGAUACGAAAGGUGGGCAGCACGGCAUCGAUCCAGCGCGGACUUUUCAGUGGGAGCUUGUCAGCCUACACAGCUUGACAAGGGUCAAUAUAUGCAGCCAGAAAAUGAUGACAAGGACAAGGAUGUUUGCUCCCAGAGCCAUAGUCAUCUUGACCCAGAUAAAAAUGCAAGUUUUCUUCCGCUCAUUGCAAGCCCAGUUAUGUUGCACGACAUCGGUUUGCUCACAUGUUGUCUUCACUGUGUCACGACACAAUGGAAUGUUGUCCAGUCAUAUGUAAAGUGUUUUUACCUGUCUCGUGCAGGAAAAAUGUGAGCCUGCUGUGAACAGCCUUAAUCAGGAGCAGUCUGUUUACCAAGUUGCUCCACCAAGUGACAGUGUGAGUUUAAAGCUCUUCAGUUCGCACAUUGCUGAAGUUCAGGUGCAGCAAAAUUUUUUGUUUUUGUUCUUGUACUUUUUAGUACAUCGCUGGUCAGCAGAGCCAUGGCGUUAAAGAAACAUUUCCUGAACCAUUGGAUCCGACAACUGGGCAACCAUGCCAGACUGACCCACCGGCCAUGCCUGCUGGAACUUUGCUGUCGCAGAGAUGCCCGCUCAUGCUUCAUCGCGCUGUAGGACAGGAUACAAGAUCUUGCUUCUUUGGGGGCUAUGACACACUUUCCCUCACACCUGGGGCAAUAUCAGACUUAUGUGGGGUUGAUGAGAAAGUGUUUUCCCUCCUGUUAAGCAUGCUGCCUCAGGUGAGAGAUAAAGCGAGUGAUGUCAGCCUCCCAAACAAGCUUGUGAUCUUCCUUGUUAAAAUAAAACAUGGUAUGC
This is a messenger RNA of Dermacentor silvarum, 1137 nucleotides long. RefSeq lists its product as uncharacterized. The record is from RefSeq and is a predicted model, not a curated record. The transcript is spliced from 4 exons. NCBI's taxonomy places the organism in Eukaryota, Metazoa, Arthropoda, Arachnida, Ixodida, Ixodidae. Bases 67 to 636 code for a protein of 189 amino acids.